Gregarina niphandrodes is the source of this 2553-nucleotide messenger RNA. Its product is annotated as glycosyltransferase family 92 protein. NCBI's taxonomy places the organism in Eukaryota, Apicomplexa, Conoidasida, Eugregarinorida, Gregarinidae. Bases 1 to 2553 code for a protein of 850 amino acids. The record is from RefSeq and is a predicted model, not a curated record. The transcript has a single exon.
AUGUUGACUGCUAUUGUAGUCGUUUAUAGUCGACCAUCGCGAAUAACGGAAAACAGUGAAUACUUUGAUGAAAAUGAUAUCUUAGGUCGCUACGGCAGGUCGCGUGAUCACCAGAUGGGGUUGCGUGAUCACCAGAUGGGGUCGCGUGAUCACCAGAUGGAGUCGCGUGAUCACCAGAUGGUGUCCACGGAUGUUUGGUCGGAAGCGGCAGGGCUUACGGAAAGGCAGUGGCAAACUAAAAGUUCAUUACCCGAUAUCAGUAACCCAUUUAGUGACGAGGUUGAGGUGGUAAGUGGUCAAGCGAUCGGUGGUCGGAAUGUUGAAGGUAGCAGUUCGUAUUUCUUGGUUGGGUGUGCGAAAGUAACGUGGUCUGAAAUUCCAUAUUUACUGGAGUGGUUGGAAUACCACAGACUACAAGGUUUUGAUAAGAUGGUGUUAUACAUCGACGAUAUACCUUGGGUCGAUAUUAUGGGGAUAAAGAAUGAAUAUCACUUGAUCGAAGACUAUUAUCGAAACGAAUUGAAGCAUGGGGACUUUCUUGAAGUCAAAACGUCAGGUGGUCUGGCCUUUGACAGUACCGCGGACAUCCUAAGACUUCGGCUACGUGAUUACUCACCAAAUUCUGUAUACAUGCAUAGACUUAACCAACAAACACUCGUUCAACAUUGCUGGCGCAAAUUCCGCACACGAACGGAAUGGUUCGCACACAUUGAUGUGGACGAGUUCCUCUAUGUUGACAUCGCCAAUGUGACCCUCAGACAGUAUCUCAGGAACUUUUACGUAGGCGGCACUCAUUAUCGGCGGGUCAAAACUCGCGAAGAAAAAAACAACAACACCGAGAACGAAUUUCUCGCCGCUGUUCAGGAACAAGAGAAGGCGGUAUCCGAACUCUAUUUGCUCUCCAGUCUUAGCGGACUAUACAUUCCAACACUCAACUUCGGCUUGGGUGGUCUGGAACACACUUUCAGUCCGGCCUUCAAAGUAGCUCGCAAUCUACUCACCGGAAAUAUCGAGUUCUUCGCGUCCAACACCAAGGUAGUACCGAACCUCCCCACAGCCGAGCAACCCAUAACCGAGCAACCCAUAACCGAGCAACCCAUAACCGAGCAACCCAUAACCGAGCAACCCAUAACCGAGCAACCCAGCAAGAAGUCGGACUCCAACCAAGGUCCUGGGAAAGCCAUUCGCGAUCUGACCGAAUACUUGCAGGGGAAGUGUCACCGUCCUUCUUAUGAGGCCUUCUCUGAGUUGCUGUCGAACGCGACACGCCAUCAUGUGUCUGAGUUGCCACUGGUGUCCAACACCUGUCAACGUACAGUGCCGAAUUCUCGUUUCGGCACGAGUCCUGCGGAGAUUUUGGAGAUACAGAGCCGCAUGCGGCCCGACUGUCGGCCACUGCUAGAGGUGUUCAACAACACGAAGGGCUUCGCCGUGAUUCGAACCCGGAACCUGCCGGGCAUGCGCCGUUUCGCAGGCACGACGCUCGACCGCAAAUUCCCUGUUAGCUGUUACCCAUCGGCCUUGAGUUCCCGACUCACCACCAUGGGCAAAACCAUUCUGUGGACCGGCCGCCGCCACCAGCCACCCAAAGGCUUCAGAGAACUACCGCCGUCCCCGCUGUACCCGUUCUCACAGCUCGUAAACGGCGCAAAGGGAAAAGACGAGCCAAAAGAGUCGGAGGCUAUGCAGGUGGUGAUGGCGAAUGUGCCUUUCCCUUCAGUGGCGCGGCGAGCGCCGAUGAACUUGAACCGGUUCAACUUGGCCAAUAAGGAGCGCAUGGCACUGGACCGGAUUGUCUGGGAGGACGGGUCACUGGCGGCGGGCGAGAAGAAUGAGAAGGCGGGUUAUUGGUGGAGUGUGUUGCCGGACAAUUUAUCCUACCGCGCAUAUGCGGGGGGUGCUCUAGGCCGUCUGGGUGGUGCGUGGUUGUCUGCAGUUCCACUGUGGUCUCGAUUCGGGUGGCGGAAGGAGGAGGUGCGUUUGUUGGCGGAGCGUAAUGUGCCAAGUUGGUUUUGUGAGGUGGCUUGGGUACAUGGCUGUGCACAUCGUGUGAAGUAUCCGUUAAUAAUCUCGCCGGCGGCCUUACGGGUGAACCAUUACAUGAUUCGUUCGUUAGAAGCGCGCACUAUUAGCGACGUAAGUUGGCGUCGUGGUCAGACGGGUUGGGGCAAGUUCGGUUCGAACCCGGUCGAGUUUACAGUGCUCGAAUACGCCACCGCUGUCGCUGCGACCAACGCCAGUUUGGUACCUACACGACUCAGCCAAGCCCUUGCCAACCGCUACAAUGUUCACUUCCAACCAGUUGAUCUUAGAUGCACAAAAGCCGGAGUCCAACGCACCUGGCAUACACCUUGCGAACGCACAUGCCCAGCACACCAUCCACAACCAAGGUUCAACGGCACCGCCUGCAGCACCAACUCCCACUCACCCGACUUGGUACUCUGCGCCGUUCACGGCUUGCUUACCCACUCAGAAGAGUCUCAGCGUACUCUACGCCGUUCAGAUUCCCCCGUUCCCGACUUUGGACGACAUUUGGGCCUCUGUUGUACAUAA